GGCAAAGCCCCGUGGGUUCCCUGGGAUCUGUUUCCAGGGUGGAGAGGCCUGCGGAGCUGGGUGGGCUCCCUGCUGUGCCCCCGCUGUCGCCUACAGUGCCACUGAAUAUUGCAAAGAGGUGACAGAAUCAUCCCUGAGAAGCUGCAAAGAAGCCCCAAGAGGACGGACUGCCCCGACAGUGACGAGCUCUUGGGGAGACUGUAAGGCACAAUGUGGACAUUCUCAGUUUAGGAUGUGGGAAUUAGCCAGUGCUACAGCAUGUCGUGGAGGUUGCUGACGGGACACCAGCUCUGCAGGCUGUGUCUUUUCAGAAAGCCGCAACCAGCUCUGCAAAUCAAACCUUCAGCAUGUGUCAGCUAUGAAACGGACAGCCAGUCCAACAAAGAAAACACGAGAACGGUGGAAAGGCUGCAGGCAUGUUCAGUUGACAUCAGGAAGAUCCGCAGACUGAAAGCAUGGGUGCUUCUAGAGGAUGACACCUACGUUGAAGAGAUUGCAAAUAUUCUGAAAGAACUAGGUGCCAACAAAACUAUGAUAGCCAGUAUUUUAGAACGCUGUCCAGAAGCGAUUGUCUGCAGUCCUGCUGCUGUUAAUGCCAAAAGGAAACUUUGGCAGACAGUCUGUAAAAAUGAGGCCCACCUAAUCCAAUUAAUAGAGCAGUUUCCAGAACCUUUCUUUACUGUCAAGGACCAGGAGAACCAGAAGCUGAAUGUUCAAUUUUUUCAAGAGCUGGGGCUCAAAAAUGUGGUGAUUAGCAGGUUUCUGACGACUGCCUCUAGCAUUUUCCAUAACCCUGUAGAGAACAACAAGCAAAUGAUAGGGGUUCUCCAGGACAGCUACCUAAGCUUAGGUGGCUCUCAGGCCAAUGCCAAAGUGUGGCUACUGAAGUUAUUAAGCCAGAAUCCAUUCGCUGUGUUAAGUUCUCCCACAGCUGUAGACCAAAUACUAAAAUGUCUUCAAGGACAAGGUUUCUCAAACUCUCAAGUUCUUCAGCUUCUGUCCAAACUUAAAGGGUUUCUCUUUCAGCUUCAGCCAGGAAGCAUCCAGAACAGUAUUUCCUUCACUAAGACUACUUUUGAGUGCACAGAUGAUGAGCUGCGGCAGUUAGUUGUGAACUGUCCUGUGCUGCUCUAUUACCCUGCCCCAGUCCUAGAAGAGAGGAUCCAGGUGCUGCUGAAGGAAGGAAUCUCCAUGGCUCAGAUAAGAGAGUCACCAAUGGUCCUUGAGUUAACACCACAGAUAGUCCAAUACAGGAUAAGAAAGCUGAACUCUUUAGGCUACAGAAUAAAGGAUGGGCAUCUAGCAAGUCUAAAUGGAACAAAAAAGGAAUUUGAGGCUAACUUAAGCAAAAUGCAAGCCAAGCAAGGAAGGCCACUGUUUAACCCUGUGGCAUCAUUAAGUGUGGAAGAGUGAUGUGAAGCUUAUUUCUAGCAGGCAAAGUGACCAAUUCACAAAGACUUAAGCAACUCAGCUUGUAAGCACUAGUAUCAGGACCUACUGAGCUUCUGAGUGGUGUUCAAGUACCUCAUAAUUGAUGGCCUCUGACUCUUGCUGUAUUUUAAAAUAUAAAAUAAAGAUAAAUUGUGUUUAAAUAA
Onychomys torridus (southern grasshopper mouse) is the source of this 1595-nucleotide messenger RNA. RefSeq names its product mitochondrial transcription termination factor 2 (gene Mterf2). NCBI's taxonomy places the organism in Eukaryota, Metazoa, Chordata, Mammalia, Rodentia, Cricetidae. The record is from RefSeq and is a predicted model, not a curated record. Bases 259 to 1413 code for a protein of 384 amino acids. Gene Ontology annotation, biological process: termination of mitochondrial transcription; regulation of DNA-templated transcription. Gene Ontology annotation, molecular function: double-stranded DNA binding. Gene Ontology annotation, cellular component: mitochondrial matrix. The transcript has 3 exons.